Nicotiana tabacum (common tobacco) is the source of this 1608-nucleotide messenger RNA. Lineage: Eukaryota; Viridiplantae; Streptophyta; Magnoliopsida; Solanales; Solanaceae. The record is from RefSeq and is a predicted model, not a curated record.
CUCACGAAUCAAGAGUUUUGUGAAGUCAAAGAUAAUUCAAACAGGACGGCAAUGAAUGGAGGCACAAAACCAAAUAACAUGCAUAUUCCUUGUGGGAAAACGAGCUUCCUUUUUGGGGCGGCUGAGAUGGAGAAACCAAAACCCCAGCAGCUAUAUGUGGACAAUAUUUUUACACAUUUCACUUUUCUUCUUGGCUAUAUGUAUCUAUAGCUGAUUAGAGAGACAUACAAGUCUGCAAGAAAAGUACUGUGACAAAAACAAGAAAAGCCCAAAAUGGAAAACAAUGCUGCUCAAAUUCCAGAAAGCAGACAAGACAUUCCUCUACUGACCCCUUAUAAAAUGGGAAUUUUUCAGUUAUCUCAUAGGGUUGUAUUGGCGCCAUUGACGAGGCAGAGAUCUUAUGGCAAUGUUCCUCAGCCACAUGCUAUCCUUUAUUACUCUCAACGAACCACAAAAGGGGGUCUUCUAAUAGCAGAAGCCACAGGAGUUUCUGACACUGCCCAAGGGUAUCCACAAACACCUGGUAUAUGGACAAAGGAGCAAGUUGAGGCCUGGAAACCAAUUGUAAAUGCAGUCCAUGCCAAAGGAGGAAUCUUUUUUUGCCAAAUUUGGCAUGUUGGGAGAGUUUCCCACAAAGAUUUUCAGCCCAAUGGACAGGCUCCUAUCUCCUGCACAGACAAGCCAUUAACACCUCAAAUUCGUGCCAAUGGCGUGGAUGUUGCACAAUUUACACCACCACGGCGGCUGACAAUAGAUGAAAUUCCUCAGAUUGUUAACGAUUUUAGGCUUGCUGCUAAAAAUGCCAUUGAAGCUGGAUUUGAUGGGGUUGAGAUCCAUGGAGCUCAUGGCUAUCUAAUCGACCAGUUUAUGAAAGACCAAGUCAAUGAUCGAACGGACCAUUAUGGAGGGUCUUUAGAGAACCGUUGCAGAUUCGCACACGAAAUAGUUGAAGCAGUUGUAAAUGAGAUAGGAGCUGACAGAGUUGGAAUAAGGCUUUCCCCAUUUGCAAGCUACAUGGAAUCAGGAGACUCAAACCCAAGUGCUUUGGGACUUUACAUGGCCGAAUCCUUGAAUAAGUAUGGCAUUGCUUACUGCCACAUGGUUGAGCCAAGGAUGAAAACAGUUGGGGAAAAAGUUGAAUGUCCUGAAAGCCUUGUACCAAUGAGGAAGGCAUUCAAAGGUACUUUUAUGGUAGCUGGUGGUUAUGAUAGAGGAGAUGGAAACAAAGCUGUGGUUGAAGACCGAGCUGAUCUUGUUGCGUAUGGACGUCUAUUCUUAGCCAAUCCAGAUUUACCAAGGCGAUUUGAGCUCGAUGCACCUCUCAACAAGUAUAACAGGGAUACAUUCUAUAUAUCUGAUCCUGUUGUUGGCUAUAGUGACUAUCCAUUUCUAGAAACCACGGCAUGAUGCCAAGAAGAAUUUUAUUGGAUACCCUUUUCUUGGAUGUAGGGGAAGAGGGGUUUUUCAGAUACUUCAUAUGUCUCACAGAAGAAGUGAUCCAUUGAUAAAGAUUUGUAGCAUAUUCUGCACUUGAAUAAAGGAUUGGUUUGUUUCUUCUUGUUUCGCUGAUAAUAGCCUUCUCCUCGUAAUAGAAGCCCAUUUGAUUCA